GUAAGAUGGCUACCUUCGUACCCUCUGCAGCUGUAUAUCUUCCUCCACCACCCUUCAGGCCCCUUCCACUUGCUCAAUGGUUUGAGACGGUCCAUUCCAAUGAAAUCCUCAGCCAUGUGGAUGAAAUGAAGGGAGUGAUCACUUCUACCUAUGGUAGAAUUCUUAAAAUGGAUUCAACAAAGAAGAUCACCAAAAAGCUGGCUGGCGAGAUCGGGGACAGUGCUGCAUGGAUGACAAACAUCGGCAACGAGUUUGGCCAGGUGUUGAACUCUGUUCUGACGACGGGUGAAGGUGCAGGGUUGGAAGAGUUGUGCCAAGGCAUCGUCACUCGGUACAAGAAUGCGGGCCAAGCUGAACCUGAGGUCAUCUAUGUCGACCGGGAUUGCUGCAGCCAGUCAGGUGUGUCUUCAGUGGCUAAGCUCUUUCACCCAUGGAGGUCUGCAGUGCGCUUAGACAGCUUCCAUUUCAUGAGACGCUUUAACUGCGGCCUCACUACAGAACACCACCCUCUCUAUGGCACCUUUUGUGCCAAGCUUUCCUCCUGCGUUUUUGAAUGGGACCAGGAGGAUGUGCAACGCCUGAAGGAGGCCAAGAGAGCAGAGUGGAAGAGCAGCCACAGCGGACAUACUCCCACUGAAGAACAGCUCAUGGCCACUAUCAGCCCAGGGGAAUUAAAGAGACACUGCAGGAGGAGAACGCGUGGAGUGGAGGAGAUGCGGAGCAUGAUUUCAGGGCUGCUGGAAUCAGUAUGGGAGCUGACAGACACCACAGGGCUGCGUCUGGUGAGCCAUGACAGCAUGCGCCACGUGUGGAAAGUGCAGCAGAAGCACCUGGAGUGCCUCCAAGACCCUGCAGGUGUUGCACUGUACACAAAGGUGGGGACACUCCAAAAGGGCGGCAAAGAGCUGGACAUCCUUAGGUGUGGUAGGGGGUCCUCCUCCCUGGAGAGUUUUCACCGACAUCAGUGUGCUUUUAUUCCAGGCUGGAGGUGCAAUGCUGUACAUAUGCAAAUGUACAUGCUCGAGGGGGCAUCAAGAUGGAACAUGGGUCGGGCUAAGGAGGCAGUAGAUGUGGAGGGGGCCUCGUCCCUAAGAAGCUUUGAUGUUCGCUUGAUUUCCCACCUUAACAACUUAAGCCAGCGCGUCCAUGGUUGUGAUCUGGUGCCAGAGAUCACCCCACCCGGGAAACCUACUGGUGAGCGUAUAGCAGUGGAAUAUUUAUUGGCCCAGACCAACAGAGGUGACCUGCUGGCUCCAUCACAGGUCUCCGAAAUCCCCUCGCAGGUGCUUGAGGAGGAGGAUGAACCAGAUGACACCAUCAGCAUGCCUGAUAUUGUCUGCCAUUCAGCUGAGAUAGGGGCUGGUGAUCCUCCAAGUGCUGUGGAGGGUGACACUGAACCCGGACCCCUCAUCACAGAGUCAGCUGAGAUAGGGGCUGGUGAUCCUCCAAGUGCUGUGGAGGGUGACACUGAACCCGGACCCCUCAUCACAGAGACCAGCCAAUGUGACUCGAGGGGCGUUGUGGGAUGGGAGGCAGUUGAUGCCCUUGCAGCCUACCUAGUUGACUUGAAUCGCACCAUCACCGCCUUGUCAGCCAAGGAGGCGGCGUACAUAGUCAACCUGUACACAGCUCUCCAUGCCAUGGACAAAAAACCUUUAAGGUUCACCCAGAAGGCUAAGAAAAAAGCACAUGCAUCAGGAGGACCAUGGAGAGCACCCAGGAAGCCGAGUGGCUCUGCUCCUGGACAGCAGGCGGCAGAGAGACUAUACAUGAUUCACGGCCAAGCAGCCCAGGACCCCGGAAUACAUAGGGUCAGUGACUGUGUUUGCCUCAGACUUGCAAAAGAGUUUGAGCAGUCAUGCAACAGGCCAAAGGACGCAAAGGGGAAAACCAUGCCCAUCCCUCAGUCCAUUGUCAGCGUCUACAGCCACAUCAAACAGCUGCUGGAGGACAGCAUGGUUGUCCUGAACCAGACGAACCUGAGUCUGGUGCCGGUUAACAACACCACAGUAUCUUCAUGGCUGCUUAAGAGGGAUAAGAGGAAGGACAGGAACAUGCAGCUGCAAGGCACUGCACUUCCCAAACAGCUGUACCUGGCCAAGGAGCCUCUUCCUGCAGUGAACACACUUCCAGCUGCCCCUGUGCAACAUGCACAUGAACCUAUGACAUUUGAGGAGCCUGAAAACCAUGAGGGGGAAGCUUUCCCCCGCCAGCGCACACUAGCGGUAAGCAAGCCUGUGUUCUCUCCACCAUCUCCACCUCCCCAGUUCCCUCCACAAUUUGGGCCAGCGCCUCCAUUCCAGCAAACUCCUCAGUUGCAGCAUGCGCCUCCAUUUCCACAUGCUUCUCCAUUUCUGCAUGCUCCUCCAUAUCCCCAUGCACCUCCCUAUACACAUGCACCUCCAUAUCCCCAUGCACCUCCAUAUCCCCAUUCACCUCCAUAUCCGCAUGCUCCUCCAUAUCCGCAUGCUCCUCCAUAUCCGCAUGCUCCUCCAUUUCCGCAUGCUCCUCCAUAUCCACAUGCUCCUCCAUAUCCACAAGCUUCUCCAUUGCAGCAAGCUCCUACAGAGUGCCUUCCAUCCCAGCCAAGGCAACGUGCCUGGAGGCUGAAGAAAGCUGCCCAGGAGGAUGAGGAGCUAGUGUCAAGGGGGGAACCGCCACGGAAGAGGCUAACAAAAGAAAAGUAUCACUACACCUGCAAGUUGUGUGGCCAGGAAAAAAAUAAAACAACUGGACACACCCAGCUGAAGGGGCGGUGGUACUGUCCAGCCUCAGGACUGACCCUGGAUGACUGGAAGGAGAGUGUUUAGUUUCUGUCACCAUUACAUGUCUUUCUCUAUGUUGAUUGUCUGUUAUAAUAAAGUUUAAUCAUUUUAU
This is a messenger RNA of Paramisgurnus dabryanus, 2877 nucleotides long. The record is from RefSeq and is a predicted model, not a curated record. Lineage: Eukaryota; Metazoa; Chordata; Actinopteri; Cypriniformes; Cobitidae.